Molecule: messenger RNA, 180 nt
Organism: Volvox carteri f. nagariensis
Lineage: Eukaryota; Viridiplantae; Chlorophyta; Chlorophyceae; Chlamydomonadales; Volvocaceae
Exons: 1
Coding region: 1-180 (59 amino acids)
Biological process (GO): photosynthesis
Cellular component (GO): thylakoid; membrane
Source: RefSeq, a predicted model, not a curated record
AUGGCAACUAAACUGUUCCCAAAAUUUAGCCAAGGUCUAGCACAAGACCCUACAACACGUAGAAUAUGGUACGGGCUUGCAAUGGCUCAUGAUUUUGAAAGCCAUGAUGGUAUGACAGAAGAAAAUCUUUAUCAAAAGAUAUUUGCUUCACACUUUGGUCAAUUAUUUAUCACUUUAUAG